Anopheles coluzzii is the source of this 3183-nucleotide messenger RNA. Its product is annotated as lysosomal acid phosphatase. Gene Ontology annotation, molecular function: phosphatase activity. The transcript has 4 exons. Bases 131 to 1309 code for a protein of 392 amino acids. The record is from RefSeq and is a predicted model, not a curated record. Gene Ontology annotation, biological process: dephosphorylation. Lineage: Eukaryota; Metazoa; Arthropoda; Insecta; Diptera; Culicidae.
GUAUUUGGUUUGUUUAUGUUCUAUCAGUCUGUGCUCGUUGUCUGUGCGCCAUUGCGUGCCACUGAUUUAGUCGAUUUAGUUUUAACGCAAAUUAGCUGGAUUUCUUAUAAGUGCGGGAAUCGGAGCAACAAUGGGCACAGAUUGCAUGCAGCCGGGCAAACGGGGCCUCACGGUGUCGGUUGUUGUUUUAGGCGGUGCCUGCUUAACGGUAAUGCUGGCCUAUUUGGCGUUCGGGGACAGCACUGAUGAAUCCGGCCUGCGUACGCUUCGUAUGGUGAGCAUCAUCUUUCGCCAUGGUGAUCGUUCGCCCACUGAAUUCUAUCCAAACGAUCCGCAUCGAAAUCAUCACUGGACUGGAGGAUUGGGUGCUCUCUCUGAGAAAGGAUCUCAGCAAAUGUAUCAACUAGGCAAACUGCUGCGCCCACGAUACUAUCGGCUGCUUCCACCGAACGGGCUGUACUCCAAGGAGCACAUGACGAUCGUCAGUAGCUACGCGGAACGAUGUAUCAUGAGCGCUCAAAGCUUUAUCGCUGGAUUUCUUCCCCCGCUGGAAAAUACUAAUCCCCUGCCCAUUCCAUGGCAACCUGCAGCUGUAAAUGUAUUGCCACGGGAUCGUGACACGAUUUUAGCUCAAAAGCAACCCUGCCCAAGGUACGAACAAUCGAAACAACGUCUUGUAGCCUAUCCUCCGAAAGAUAUAAGAGAAUUGUACGAAAAGAAUGCUGCGCUGUUUCGCACGCUAAGCCAAGGAACUGGACAAAACGUCAGUACCAUACUCGAUGUGGAGCUGCUGUACAACACAUUGGAGAUAGAGAAAUCGGCUGGGCUGGAACUGCCGGACUGGACGGAAGGUAUUUUUCCGCAGAAGAUGUUACCUAUUGCUGAGCGCAGCUUGGCACUGAUAACCGAACUGCCGCUGAUGAAAAAAAUCAAGGGCGGUGCGAUCGUGGCCGAGUUGCUGGAUAAUGCCAUUCGCCGACGAUCGGGAAUACUGAUACCCGAGCGGAACAUUUUCAUCUAUUCGGGCCACGACGUAACGCUGGUAAACUUCAUGCGCGCCUUAAACAUCAUCGACCAGACGACGGGUAAACCAGACUUUUCGGCAGCGAUCGUAUUCGAGCUGCACCAUAGCAUUACGUUUGAUGACGAUUUUGAGGUGAAAAUCGUUUACUUCUUCAACAGUGACGAUAAGUACCCGAAGGAGAUAGAAAUACCCAACUGUGAAAGUCCUUGCUCUUUGACCAAGUUUGAACAGGUGAUGGAGACGGUGCGUCUCAGGAACUACGAUGAAACUUGUCAGCUAGUUUGAAGGCUUUGUUUGGGUGGUAUGUGCCUCCGUUCGGCACGAUAUAUUGCCACAUACCUCACUCGUUACACUUUGAUAUUUGUAAGAGUCUCGUGAAUAAUGUUAGCUUAAAAGCACACUUUGCCAAAUGCCAAAAAGACAAUCUCAUUGAAAACAAAUUCGAACAGUCAUCGUUACUUAAUUCUUUGUUAUUUGUGUACUAUCGUUAUUGAAAUAAAAGUGUUACUAAAAUGUUAAAUUUGUUCAUCCGUAAGCCAAAAGCUAGAUUCGCUUUAGUGUAUCUUUAAGACAGUGGUCGGUCAGAAGUAAGUAUAGUUCGCUUUACAGUAACUGGAAACUUAAAGCUAUACUAUAAAUUAUCAAGCUAUGGAAAGAAGUCUUCAAAGUUAUUAGAUACAUAGCGGGAAUAUAUUAGUAAUAUAUAAUGCGGAUUGCCGUCAUGGAUCUACCCCGAUGCCUACGCUAAUAUAACAAAUCCAAUUCCAGUUCCAAUCCGGAAAAAAAGCUCCUAAAGGAUCUGAACAACUCCGGAUAUAAUUCCGAAUGAUAUUUUGAAUAGCCUGAAGUGCAUGACAUGAGAUAUGAAUUUACUUAUUAUUCAACGCUGUGUUAAAGGUGUACUGUUGGAGAGUAAAUAACACCACUCAAUGGCAAGUGUUGUGAUAACAGAUAACAGAGAAAUAAAUUCCACGGGUUCGUCGUUUAUUUACAACUAGGUCAGGUGAAGUAAAAGUUAUAAUUAGAGGAGCGUCAAAUGGCAACAUUUUUGCAAGUAUUUUUGUACCACCUCAACUCAGAAGAAGUAAGGACAUUGCUCUAAAAUGAAGUUGUAUAUGAAUACUGUGAUUCACAACAUCCUUCAAUUACAGUAAUACAGAGCGGAAUAUAUUUUGUGCUAAUAAUGGCUGGUAGUGGGAGAUUCCGAAUGGGUGGGUUCAGUCACGGGUUCAACCCCCGUAUGGACCGUGUCUCCAUACGUAGGACUGACUAUCUUGAGUAGUGGUACAGGCAGGCCUUGGCCGACAACGGUUAUUGUGAUAAAGAAGAAGAAGAAGUUAUGUUUCUUCCUUUUUUUAGUGUUCAGCCAAAGAAUUUCACAAUUGUGCAAAAGGGUUGACCGACUCUUGACUGAGUACAUUCAUGGGGAGAGGGGAGGGGGAAGCUGCAAAAAGGUUGAGAACCACUGGUCUGAAAGGCUUAUUCCAAAAAGUGUAGUGGAUUGUAGGCGGAGAAUGGACAGGCUAUUUACAGUCAUACUAUGUUCAAUUACCUACCCCUUUUGAAACAAAUGUGCAGACAUGCGGACUUUGAAAUGGUUGGGAGUUUGCUUAACCUUCGUUUCUAUGACCACAAAUACACCCUCAUCUUUAUGACCACCUACCCGGGUAGGUAAUACAUUUUAUAAGGGAAUUUGUAUUUUUAUUGGUCAAAAAAUGUCUUAUUUAACUUAUUCUAUACAGCUAUAAUAACAAUACUUGUUUUCAUGUUAUAAAUUUAUGAAGUAAGGCUUUUAGUUACAUAAAUUGAAUGCAUAGCAAUUAGUUCAACUGACACUAAUACACCGCCAUGUCUUCCCGACUGUCGGGGCAAUCAUUUAUUCUAUGUGACUUUAGAAGAAAAUUAAGAGCUAUAAAACUUUUGGAAUAGAUUCUAUAAAUAUAACUACAUGCAUUGCUAUACAUAUCAUUACAAAAUUAGCGACUAAUUCAAACCAAAAUCCUUUAUUGUAUGUAUUACCUACACGGGUAGGUGGUUAUAGAAGUAAGGGGUAAAAGUUGAUUUUAUUUUUUAAAGCACAUUUUAAAAAAUUUAAAAAUUCUGAAUUUUUUACCACUCUUUUAAAACAUGUUUCUCUAGGGAUUCUUACUUUUUUUUUU